AUGUAUGUUAGCAGGAUAUUCUGUAUUUUUAUUCCAGUGUCUAUGCACAUUCCCAAUAUUGAGUGCGUCUUUCAAUUUUCUGAGUGCUAUUUCAGAUUCAAAGAGAAUUUUCAUUGUGAAGGAGAUGUGGUAAUUGGUGCUUUUUUCCCACUUUAUACUUUCUACACUGCAAACAAAGCUGCUUAUGGAAAUGUGGUGAACUACUACAAGGAUUUUUACCUACAGUAUAAGUUUAAGAACUACCAGUUUGUUUUGGCAUUGGUAUUUGCUAUUGAAGAGAUCAAUAGGAAUUCUCAUCUUCUAUCCAACAUAUCUCUGGGAUUUGAUGUUUAUAAUGUCCCAUACACUGAAAAGAACACUCUUAUGAGUACUUUGAUUUGGCUCACAGGGCAGAGAAAUUUCAUGCCUAAUUACAACUGUAAAAUGAAUAGAAAGUCAGCUGCUGCAUUAACAGGUACAUCAUGGGCAACAUCUGCCCAGAUUGGGACACUCCUGCAACUGUACAAGUUCCCACAGCUCACUUUUGGGCCUUCAGAUCCUAUCUUGAAUGACAGGGGUCAGUUUUCUUCUCUCUACCAAAUGGCUCCGAAUGACACAUCUCUGUCACUUGCCAUGAUCUCUCUGCUGCUUCAUUUCAAUUGGUCCUGGGUUGGCCUGCUUCUCAUAGAUGACCACAAAGGGACUCAGAUACUGUCACACUUGAGAGAAGAAAUGGAUAGGAACAGAAUAUGUCUAGCUGUUGUAGAAAUGAUCCCAGUCACCUGGACUUCAUUUUCUUAUAAUUUCUGGAAACAUUUAAAAAAGAUCCAGGAAUCAUUGGCCAAUGUUUUUAUUAUUUAUGGGGACACUGAUUCUCUCCAAGGUUUAAUGGGCAAUCUAGGCCAACAAUUAAUAACACAGAAAGUCUGGAUCAUGAGUUCACAAUGGGAUAGUACAAAGCAUGCUGAUUAUUUUCUGUUAGACUCAUUCCAUGGGAGUCUCAUUUUUUCACACCAUCAUGAAGAGAAUUUUGAAUUUUCCAAUUUUAUCCGAACUGUUAAUCCUUCCAAAUACCCAGAAGACCCUUAUCUUCUUAAGUUGUGGUAUGUACUUUUUAACUGCUCAUUUUCUAAAUUUGACUGUCAACUUUUGGAGAACUGUCAGCCAAAUGCUUCCUUGGAACUGUCCCCUACAACCAUCAUUGACAUGAGCAUGAGUGAAGAGAGUUAUAACAUAUACACUUCUGUGUAUGCUGUGGCCCAAACUCUUCAUGAGAUGAGUCUUCAAAAAUAUCAAAUGCAAUCACAUACAAAAGGGGAAGAAAUUGUCUUCUUUCCUUGGCAGCUUCACCAUUUCCUGGGGAAGAUUCAUAAAGGAGACCACAUGAGUUUAGAAUGGAAAUGGAGGUUAAUUGAAGACUAUGAUAUUCUCAACUUCUGGAACUUUCCAAAGGGUCUUGGACUAAAGGCAAAAGUGGGAAGCUUUUCUCUGAAUGCUCCCCAGGGUCAACAAUUAUCUUUAUCUGAGCACUUGAUACAAUGGCCAACAAGAUUUUCAAAGAUUCCUCAGUCUGUGUGCUAUACGAGCUGUGGGCCAGGAUUCAGGAAAGCCACUCAGGAGGGUAGCAUUGUCUGUUGCUAUGACUGUGUUCCUUGUCCAGAGAAUGAAAUUUCCAAUGAGACAGAUGUUAAUCAGUGUGUGAAGUGUCCAGACACACAUUUUUCAAAUACAGAGAAGAACAACUGCCUGCAGAAAUCAAUGAGCUUUCUUGCAUAUAAUGACCCUCUUGGCAUGGUCCUAACUACCAUAGCCCUAUGCUUCUCUGCCUUUACACUUGCAGUUCUUGGCGUCUUUGUGAAACACAGAGACACUCCAAUUGUCAAGGCUAAUAAUCGCAUUCUCAGUUACAUCCUGCUCACAACACUUGUUGUCUGUUUCCUUUGUUCCUUGCUCUUCAUUGGUCAUCCCAACACAGCAACCUGUACCAUGCAGCAGACCACAUUUGGAAUUGUGUUCACUGUGGCUCUCUCUACUGUCUUGGCCAAAGCUAUUACUGUUGUUAUGGCUUUUAAGGUCACAUUUGCAGGGAGAAUAAUGAGGUGGUUAAUGGUAUCAAGGGCCCCAAACUACAUAAUUCCUAUCUGUACCCUGACCCAAAUUGUGCUUUGUGGAAUCUACCUGGGAAUCUCUCCUCCCUUCCUUGAUCAAGAUCCACAUUCUGAACAUGGCCACAUUCUUAUUAUUUGCAACAAGGGUUCAGCUGUUUUCUUUCAUUGCACCCUGGGUUACCUCUGCUUCUUGGCACUUGGAAGCUGUGUCAUGGCCUUCUUAUCUAGGAAUCUUCCAGAUACUUUCAAUGAAGCAAAACUCUUGUCAUUUAGUAUGCAGGUAUUUUUCUGUGUCUGGGUUACCUUCCUACCUGUCUACCACAGCACCAAAGGAAAGGUCAUGAUAGCUAUGCAAGUCUUUUCUAUCUUGGCUUCCAGUGCAGGAAUCUUAGGCUUCAUCUUUGCCCCCAAGUGCUACAUUAUUUUGUUAAGACCAGACCAGAACUCGUCAUAUAGGGACACAGCAUAUUCAAGAAGAAAUAAACCAUUUUAA
Messenger RNA from Arvicanthis niloticus (Nile rat), 2580 nucleotides. NCBI's taxonomy places the organism in Eukaryota, Metazoa, Chordata, Mammalia, Rodentia, Muridae. The record is from RefSeq and is a predicted model, not a curated record.